AUGGGAUCACCAGAGAGACCCAGAAGUCCCAGUGCGGUGCUGAAAAGAUCCUUUAGCACUCCAGAUACGGCACGAUUACAGAAACAGGCAGCGGAGGACUCUCAAGGUCAGCAAUCGUCUGCCGGUGAGAAGAAACGCAACAAGCUUGGUUAUCAUAGGACAUCUAUUGCCUGCAGUCAUUGUCGACGAAGAAAAAUUCGAUGUAUUGCGUCGCCAGAUGUCCCUAACCGCUGCGUCAACUGCAUUCGGUUGAAAAAGGAAUGCAGCUUUUACCCUGUUGAUCAGCAGCCGGGGACGGACACACGACCCAAGGCGCCGCCGCGGCAAGCGGGUGGCCCAAAUGCAUCAUCUGCAUCAUCAUCUCCUGCUGUUGGCACCGGAAGCCCGGCAGGGACGCCAUCAUGUAUGAUGGGAAGUGGCGUCACCUUGUCAGGUUCCCAAGGAGCGACCGCCGACUACUUCUCGUCAGAUGCUAGUGUCUCGCCCAAUGGCAUGCCUGCCGGCAAUCAGUACACUUUUGCAAAUCAGCCGACUUCAGGUUGGGUAUCAACGGAUAUGAACUCGGCCAGCGUUUCGAAACCCGAAGACAUGGCAAUGCCAUGGCAUGCGUAUCCAACAGAGUCGCCCAUCAGUGGCCAGUUUUCUCCCUACACGCAGACGUCCUCUGCUUCGAUCACUUGGACAUCUGGAACCUCAGAGGCUGGGUCGCACGACGACAUGGCUUGGGGGGAGUUUCCAACGCCAAUGAGGUCGCUAUCGUACAGUGGUGAGAGCGGCGGGAGCCAUUCGCAAGCCCCCUUCAUCCAAAUGACUCAAGCACAAGCAUACGAACGUCGGCAAUCGAAUUUUUCCGAUGCAUAUCCGCCCUUUCCAACAACCAUGGCCGGAGGCAACCCAAUGACCGCCGUCAGCACCCCAACUCAGAUGCUACCCGGGGCACCGUUUGUAUCUGGUGUAAAUCCAUGGCAGUCGCAGCAACUUCUCGCAGCUCAAGGCUCAACUCCGGAUUGGCAAUAUGCCACAACAGAUGGAAAUCAAGCAAUGUUGAUGGAGGAUCAACGAAUGGCACCAGGGGUCACACAAGCUCCAUCCGGUGUAUAUUACUCCACCUAG
Metarhizium brunneum ARSEF 3297 is the source of this 1113-nucleotide messenger RNA. RefSeq lists its product as uncharacterized. The record is from RefSeq and is a predicted model, not a curated record. Lineage: Eukaryota; Fungi; Ascomycota; Sordariomycetes; Hypocreales; Clavicipitaceae. Gene Ontology annotation, molecular function: zinc ion binding; DNA-binding transcription factor activity, RNA polymerase II-specific. Gene Ontology annotation, biological process: regulation of DNA-templated transcription.